AUGGCCGACGGUCUCCAAAUGGGCAACCUGUCCAUCAACGACUCCCAGCACGCGCCCCAGGGGAACCCCCCUCAGGGUCAGGGUCGUGCCGCCUACAUCCCUCCUCACCUCCGCAACUCCCAGCGCAGCAUGGGCGCCAGCAACAUGGACGGCGCUGCCCCUCCUCCUGGCCCUAGCUACGGUGGUCCUCGAGGCGGUCCUCGCGGUGGCAACUGGGCGAACGCUAGCGCCCCCGACUUCAGCCCUCGCGGCCCUGCCAAUGGUAAUCCCAGCUGGAUCCCCCAAGGAGAAAUCCGGCCAUUCGACCCAUAUGCUUACGGAUAUCCCGGUCACACAGGUUACAGCGGCGGUGCUAGUGCUGGUGCUGGUGCUGGUGCUGGUGGUGGCUCUCAAGCCCGUGGCUCUGGUGAUGGCCAGUGGCGCGACGGCAAGCACAUCCCCGGCCCCGUCAACGCUCGCGUUGAGCGUGAGCUCUUCGGUAUCCCCAACGACCCGAACAAGCAGCACACCGGUAUCAACUUCUCCAACUACGACGACAUCCCCGUUGAGGCAUCCGGCCAGGAUGUCCCCGACCCCGUCACUUCUUUCACCAACCCCCCUCUGGAUGACCACCUUAUCACCAACAUCGGUCUCGCCAGCUAUGUCACCCCUACUCCCGUCCAGAAGUAUUCUAUCCCUAUUGUCAUGGGCGGCCGCGAUCUGAUGGCGUGCGCUCAGACCGGUUCCGGUAAAACCGGUGGUUUCCUCUUCCCCAUCCUCUCCCAGGCUUUCCAGAAUGGCCCCUCCGCUGCUCCUGCCCAGGGCGGUGGCCAGUUUAGCUACGGCCGCCAGCGGAAGGCCUACCCCACCUCUCUCAUUCUGGCUCCCACUCGUGAGUUGGUCUCUCAGAUCUUCGACGAGGCCCGCAAGUUCGCCUACCGCUCGUGGGUCCGCCCUUGUGUCGUGUACGGUGGUGCCGACAUUGGCUCUCAGCUGCGCCAAAUCGAGCGUGGCUGCGAUCUGCUCGUUGCUACCCCCGGUCGUCUCGUCGACCUGAUUGAGCGUGGCCGUAUCUCGCUCCAGAACAUCAAGUACCUCGUUCUCGAUGAGGCUGAUCGCAUGCUGGACAUGGGUUUCGAGCCCCAGAUUCGCCGCAUUGUCGAGGGUGAGGACAUGCCUGCCGUUGACCAGCGCCAGACUCUCAUGUUCUCGGCCACUUUCCCCCGUGAUAUCCAGAUGCUGGCCCGUGACUUCCUGAAGGACUACAUUUUCCUUUCGGUUGGCCGUGUCGGUUCUACCUCGGAGAACAUUACUCAGAAGGUCGAGUACGUCGAAGACAUGGACAAGCGCUCCGUCCUGCUGGAUAUUCUCCACACCCACGGAACCACCGGUCUCACUCUGAUCUUCGUCGAGACCAAGCGCAUGGCCGACUCGCUGUCUGACUUCCUCAUCAACCAGCGCUUCCCUGCCACCGCCAUUCACGGCGACCGCACCCAGCGUGAGCGUGAGCGUGCUCUGGAGCUGUUCCGUAACGGCCGCUGCCCCAUCCUGGUCGCUACCGCCGUUGCUGCCCGUGGUCUGGAUAUCCCCAACGUCACUCACGUUAUCAACUACGAUCUGCCCACCGACAUUGAUGACUAUGUCCACCGUAUCGGUCGUACCGGUCGUGCCGGUAACACUGGUAUCGCCACUGCUUUCUUCAACCGCGGCAACCGUGGUGUUGUUCGUGACCUGCUCGACCUCCUGAAGGAGGCUCACCAGGAGGUUCCCGCUUUCCUGGAGAGUAUUGCCCGUGAGGGCAGCGGCUACGGUGGUGGUGGCGGCCGUGGUGGCCGUGGCGGUCGUGGCCGUGGUGGUUCCAACGCUACCCGUGAUGUUCGUCGCUUCGGUGGUGGCAUGGGUGGUGCCGCUUCUACCUUCGGCAGCGGUAGCGCCUACGGCGCUGCUCCCUCCUACGGUGGCAGUGGCAGCAUGGGUGGUGCCCCCUCCUACAGCGGUGGUGCCAGCGGUGGUUACGGUGGUGGUUACGGCGGCGGCGGCGGCGGCGGCGGCAGCUACGGCAACCCCUCCGGCCCUACCGGCCCCUCUUCCUGGUGGUAA
Molecule: messenger RNA, 2079 nt
Organism: Penicillium cinerascens
Lineage: Eukaryota; Fungi; Ascomycota; Eurotiomycetes; Eurotiales; Aspergillaceae
Product: DEAD/DEAH box helicase
Exons: 2
Coding region: 1-2079 (692 amino acids)
Cellular component (GO): nucleus
Molecular function (GO): RNA binding; RNA helicase activity; ATP binding
Source: RefSeq, a predicted model, not a curated record